Messenger RNA from Prosopis cineraria, 2309 nucleotides. RefSeq lists its product as uncharacterized. Bases 1 to 1497 code for a protein of 498 amino acids. Gene Ontology annotation, molecular function: ligase activity, forming carbon-nitrogen bonds; ATP binding. Gene Ontology annotation, biological process: tRNA processing. The transcript is spliced from 7 exons. The record is from RefSeq and is a predicted model, not a curated record. NCBI's taxonomy places the organism in Eukaryota, Viridiplantae, Streptophyta, Magnoliopsida, Fabales, Fabaceae.
AUGCAGGCUGAGUUAUUUAUCCUCAGGCUUUCUCGAAAUAGUGGUGUGCUUGGACUUGCAGGCAUGCCUUUUACCUCCCAAAUUUUCUCCACACACAUUCAUUCGUACAAUGAAGUUCCAUUGAAUUAUGGUAUCCUUCUUGUGCGGCCUCUCCUAGAGUUUUCAAAAGAAGAUAUGUACAAGAUAUGUCUUGGGGGUUGCAAGGACUGGGUGGAAGACCCAACAAAUCAGAGUCCAUUAUUUGCACGUAAUAGGAUACGGAUGUCUUUGAAUAAUUUGUCAUCAUCCACUUUCAAGUCUGAGCUAAAAGCAGUCAUUUCUGCAUGUCGAAUGACACGGUUAUAUGUCAAUCAAUUUUGUUAUAGCUUGAUAAAUGAAGCUGUGGUCAUCAGGGAGCAUGGGUAUGCUAUUGUUGAUUUAAAGAUUCUUAAUCCCUCAAAAAUCGUGGAUAUAUGCCUGUCAAAGUUUAUAUCCUUGGUUUUGCAGUUCAUAUCGCAAAGGCAAAGGCCAAUCAGAGGUAGUGCUUUAAAAUUGCUGUUGGACUAUAUUCGUACUUUCCCAUGCAAGAAUUCUCUCACAGCGGCUGGUUGUUACCUCUGCCCAGAUCCUGGUUCUAGAGGGUCCAGAGUCUUGGUUUGCUGUUCAGUUGACGGUCCUCUGCCUUUAAAGAUGGAAGUUUUUGAGUCAUUCUCUGAUCAAAAACUGCAAUGUCAUGUUUUGAAUGAGGUGGAGAAAAUUAUAGAACAUGGAAAAUCAUAUGCAAGUCAAUUAGUUCUAGAUGCCUCAGAUGUUCAUUUUAUGGAUGUGACUCCUGAGUUAGUUCUGACUAAAGCAAAACGACUAAAUAUUAUCUCUGAGUCAACAUACAUGAAUAUCAUCGAAUUGCAGAGGGAAGAGACUGAUCGCUUCAAGUCUAAAGCUGAGGACAAAACUAACUCUGAACCAAAGCAUGAAGCUGAUAUUGUUUCUACAUUCAAGCCAGGGCAGAUAUGUUACUUCAUGAAUAGAUUUGUUAUUACAUGGGGAAUGAAAGAAAACAUUGCCGGGGGUGCAUUGUCUGAUUUAUUUACAUGUGGCAUGGAUUUGGUUGGCGAAAGCUGGAACUGUUCUUGCAUGUCUUUCAUUGUCAAUCAUAACACUAGGCUUGAAAUGCGUACCAUGAUCGAAUCUGAUUGGCUGUAUCUUGGGAAGUUGUCGAAGUACCCCCCUCCCAAUAAUUUCGAGCAACAAGGGGCUAUAAAAUCUAGGGAAAUAGAACAAAUGAUGGAGAAGAAAACUCUAUGUUUCCAUUAUGCCUGUGUAUCCGCACAGAAAGCUCUCCUGUUAUUAAAGUCUAUCCCAGUUGCUGCAAGAAGAAGCCUGCCUGUCCUGGUCAAUCUGCAUGGACAAUUACUAAGCAUUCCUACUGUCGAGUUCAGCCAUUGUCCACGCUUGAUUGUACAAGCAGAGUUCAAGCCAAAAAUACCCCUCGGGGGAGGUCAUAGCUCAUUCAUAUAGUACAACUGCUCCUGCUGUUUCCCUUCUAUAUUUAACUGUUCUUCAAAUUGAGAGCCACUUCUCUGGAGAUUUCUCAAUCUGAAAUGAGAGAAAUUGCUCCAGACCGCCUGAAUCUCAGCAACUUCCAGGUCGACCAGGCAAUCAAAACGGACAUGAUGGAGAAUUGGAGAUGGAACAGUAUUUAUGUUGUGGAGGUCGAAAAGCUAUAAUCUGCUUCUUACCAAGCAAGCUUCCACAGGAAAGACUCCCGAGAAUCUCUAGUCAGAGGGAAGGAGGAUCUUGAGGUGAUGGCUAUGGAAGUAUCUCAGGUAUAUUAAAUGACGGGGCGGAGAAAUUGUAAAAGCAGCUGAGCAUGCUGUAAUCUCCUUGGCCUAAAGAUUUACAGUUCGCCUCCUAUGGACUUGGUAAGAAUUGACUGAUUUACGGGAAGCAAUGCUGACGAGAAGAUCCUGGAACUUAGCUAGCAGGUUGUGUGAUUGGUGCAGAUUGGAAUUUCAGUGCUAUUGCAGCAAUUAAGCUUUAUUCCAUGGUAAAAUUCACACAGGUCAAAAGCUGAUCCUCAAAUUGUAGCAAAUCUAUUCAACCAGCAUGACAGGUCAGAUUGAGACUUGUGACAGCAUGGACACGCAUUCUGUGGUACCCAUGAGAGAGUCCGAUAUUUUUACCUGGGACUAGUCCCACUUUUGUUGCACGAAGAAACAUUAAUGUUAUCUGCCUACCGCCAUCAAAUAGAUUAUUAAGCUGUAUAAAAUGAGAAAUCUGAUGCUGCCUCGUUUGAAAAUUGAAAUGAAGAGUUUCUUGACCUUUGUAAA